Molecule: messenger RNA, 4341 nt
Organism: Clupea harengus (Atlantic herring)
Lineage: Eukaryota; Metazoa; Chordata; Actinopteri; Clupeiformes; Clupeidae
Gene: dusp3a
Product: dual specificity phosphatase 3a
Biological process (GO): protein dephosphorylation; negative regulation of MAPK cascade
Cellular component (GO): cytoplasm
Molecular function (GO): MAP kinase phosphatase activity; protein tyrosine/serine/threonine phosphatase activity
Source: RefSeq, a predicted model, not a curated record
UGUAGAGCGUCUGACCGCCGGUGGGCGAGUCGGGGUGUGUCUGCGAGCUAGGGAGCGUGCGUUUCAGCCGGCGAGGCAAAGGCGUCUGCAUACUGAAUGAUAAUAUGCAGCAUACUCGGAAACUGACACUUUUUCGACAGUAACCUGACACUUGUUUAUCGGUUUGGCAAGACAGCGUUGGAAACAUGAAGAAACACCAGAGCCCGGCCAAGCUACCGGUUGAAGUCAGUGUGCCAGACGGUGAAGCUACUGUGCAACAACUCAACGAGCUAUUGUCAAACGGCAGCGGAUUUUACAGUUUACCAGCACAACAUUUCAACGAGGUGUUUCCUCGGAUUUACAUUGGCAACGCGUUUGUGGCCCAGAAUGUGAUGCGUCUGCAGAAGCUGGGGGUGACGCACAUCCUCAACACAGCAGAGGGCAACUCUUUCAUGCAUGUGAAUACCAAUGCAGAGUUCUAUGCAGGUACCGGCAUUACCUACCAUGGCAUCAAGGCCAACGACACAGAGCGAUUUGACCUCAGUGCCUUCUUUGAGGAGGGGGCCGAGUUUAUCGACAAGGCCCUGUCUGGUAAAGCAGGGAAAGUAUACGUUCACUGCCGAGAGGGCUACAGCCGCUCUCCCACCACUGUCAUCGCGUACCUCAUGCUCCGCCACAAGAUGGACGUGAGGGUUGCCAUGGCGACCGUAAGACACAAGCGAGAGAUCGGGCCCAACGACGGGUUCCUCCGCCAGCUGUGCGAACUCAACGAGAAGCUGGCCAAGGAGGGCAAACUCAAGACCAAAUGAGAGGAGGAUGCCACCCCCUCCUGGGGCUUCCCCAGUUCUGCAUGAGAACUACCACUGGGCUGAUUGGGGACUCAAAUCUGCACCAGGCCAGCUGCAUACUGAUAAAUUCACACAAAACACACACAACACAUGUAUAAUUAUACAGGUACUUACAUACCACACACACAUACAGUUUACCAACUUUAUAUAAUCCCGGAAACAUUUUAUCACCAUUACAACUCAUCACCAUGCCGGUGUGGUAAGGUGGGUGUAUGUAAGCUUCAGUGAAGGAUGGGGAAGCAGGCUUCUAAUUUCUCCAUCAGUCUCAACUCAUGAUUACUUCCCCCUUCUUGUAUCUCACCUCACAAAACAACCUCCACAGGUACAGAAUAGUGUUCACCACUGUCACUGUUCCACCUGUUAAGCAUUCCUGUGAUCACAGUUUAGUAUGUGUCGCAUUGUCCAAUUUUGGAGCUCGAGGGCCCAGACACCUAGAUGAUAGCACAAUCAUUCCAUAGUUUCCCACUGCCGUUCCCUACCCCGUAUGUGUACGCAGGGUCACAAUGUUGAGGCACCUAACAAAACAGGAGUGUCUGUUGACCUCCUUAAAUAGAGCACCAGGAUUUUCCAUCAUGUCACACAGGGUCAGUGCUGUUUUGGGGUUAGAUUGAAGACUCAAAACCUCUUGAGAAAAAUGAUGUCUCUAUGUCAUGUAUUUUUAUCUCACAUUCUUCCUGAAACUAGGUUAGAUAGUUGGAAUCCUCAGAGGGUUUUCUAGCAAUCAGACUCGUCUCUGCUGAUAGUGUUCAGCAAUAAUUAACCCCAGAGCCUGACCUUAAAAAAAAACUAACAUUCCAUGCUAGGUCAUAAAGGAGCCCCUAGCCUUGCCUGUACACAUACACACGACAGAACACCUGAUCCAGGUAACUGUCCAGUUCUGUGCAGCAGUGACAUUGCCUCGACUACUCCCAUACAACAGUUGUGUACAUAGUCUGGCACAUUUACUAGAAAAGCCCACUUGAGUAGCAAACCACAGCCUUGCCAUGCCAGUUAGUCACUGCCAAAACACACCAUUAAAGGACAAGGCUCAGGUUUUUAAAGUUAAGCUCUAUCUUUUGCUGUUUUAAUAGCAAACUCUCCAUUAGCAUUUUACUUUGACAAUCAUUUUGACAUGUCUCAGUGUCCUGUAAUACAACGUUAUACAAUAUAUAUCAAAAUGAUAUCAACUGUUUUACUUGAACAAUAACAAAGUCUGAAUGAAAAGAAUGAAACAAUGUAUUUUAUAUCUUACCACAGUCAUUCAUAUGAAGUUUAUUUACAUCUUGAAUCCAACUUAAUCAACUAAAAAUGAAUAUGUUACACUGAGGCUUUUUUGUUUAAAAAAAGCCCCAUUCACUGCCAUUGUGAGUUGUUCCCCAUCAACAUAUUUUCCCCUCUGUUUGAAGUAUACUGAAACUUGAGAAAAAAAUUGUCGGUGGCAAUGGUCAGUAUGCCAUUACUGUAGCACCUAGGAAUUAGGUUAGAAAACACUGAACUUGUCCUUCAAAAGAAAUGUCCAUCGAAUCACUGUAAAUCACUGUCCAUUCAAGAUCUCCCAAAAACUGCGAACACACCAGUCACCCGCUGUCGCCUUGGUCCAUAUGCACACCCAUUAGGAAUAUUCUGUAGUGAGUUUCUUAUUAGAAUGGGGGGGGGAAACAGUCAUACCAGAUUUUACGCUUAUGGUUCUAUCUUAACGACAUUAGUUAUGAUCUGAUUUAGUGACUGAGCAUAAUCCCACAUGCUACUCUACAUAGCAACACCCAGUGUCUCAUCUUGUUCUCUAUAUCGUAAAGAGGACAUGGCAUUUAUGGAUGGAUGUACUCUACGAAUGUGCAGUAUGAACGAAUCAGAGUAUCAAAAUGGCCUCUUCCCCAAGGGGUGUUUUGUCCUUACUGUCUGGCUUUGGUAGGGCAAGAGAGCUCAGUGGCUAUGACCCACAGCCACAGUGAACAUUUCAUCCUUAUCAGGGAACGCUAACGCGGGGGCUCAGCCAGUCUCUUCCUAUAUGACAACCAGGAUCACUUCCAUUUGGAUUGAGUGCACAAAAAAGAGGGUUCGGGCAAUCAUUAGUUCCCCCACGUCAGAUCGAUUGAACUUGUGACCACAGGCCCCAGGGGUGAUUUGUGUGUUCGCAAUGAGCUAGGGUCCUUCAUAAAUCACACAUCUCCACUCCACCACACACGCACACACACACACACACAUACACACGCACAGACAUACACACACCAAACUAUUUAAGUUGUGCCACAAGACACAGUAUAGGCUAGUCCCUCUCUUCAUAUACAUGUACAGAUAUAUACAUAUAGAUAUAUACAUGUAUAUACAUAUUUAAGUGUUGACAUAUAUGAAUGUAUAAUAAAUGUAUCUAUGAUGUAUAGGUAUUAUCAGUACAUGUGUUAGUUGGUUAAGGUAACUAUUCAGCAUAGUCUCUGUAGCUUAACCUCACAUUGUAGUGUUAUAACUUUCACCCACAAAUACUGCUCCCACUAAAACAUCAUCAUAACAUGUUAUGAAUUUCCAUAUCUCAUAUCGUAUAUAUAUAGUGCCUGUUUUAUAUAUGUGUCAAAACUAUCAAGAAAACAUCACAAUUCUUGUUUCAUGGGCUGUUGUUUUUUAGUUUUUAUAUAUAUAUGUGUGUAAGUCAGCAGAUGUUAAGAUGGCUUUGUGUUAUAACUGUGAUGCUUUUAAAGUUUUAAUUUGUGUCAGUUAUAGUUGUCAUCGUGAUCAUCAGUGAUGUCAGUAAGAGGGUCCACUGUAAGUCUGCCGUGAAGGCAUUACAUUACAUCUUACCUAUCAUCGAUGCUGCUUCUCAUUGCUGCACACAUUGUUUUAUUUUCUAAGAAACAAUUAAAUCAAAUUAUACAAUUAUAUAACACACAUUCUCUAUAAACAUUCCUGUAUAAUCUGGAGACAUAGGCUUUGUACAACCUUAAUGACUGUAGUUAUAUACACUAUAACCUGUGUGCCCACACACACAAAUUGUAUACAGUGAACCAAUGAGGAUUGUCUGUGCCAAGUAAAGCACCAAAAUGAAUGAAUAGAAAUAAAUGUUUACAAACAUUUUUCUAAAUUUGAAGCUUAACUUGGCCCUAUAACUCUUCAUGUCCUAGUGACAAGUUAUAAGCAUGAUUUUUGUCAAGUAAUAAAGAGCUCACUCAAUCAAUUAGAUAGAAUAAGACACCAUUUCUGGCCUAUUGGUCUAAGAUGGUAUGUGUCACUUAAGUUGGACAUUCUACUGUCACAGACUCUUUGGGUCACUGGCUAAUAGAUGACAAAUAUAUGAUUUAAGGCAUAUAGUUGGCUUAGAGUGACUGUGCACUGGCUAGAGCAUGACUAUGAGAUCUUGUGUGAUUAUGUGGUUCAACAUGAUUGUACUUAGAGUGAUAUUGUUUACAGUGAACACACUCUUAAAUAGACGAUAUAACUGGUGGAAGAUGCAACACUGCCACCUACUGUUGACCAGCUCUAGUAGUUUGCACAAAAACUCCUUCAAAAAUGUAUUUGUCAAUUAUACUGAAGUAAUCUGAUUAUA